AGCUUGAGGAGGGUGAACCACAGACACUGCAAAGAAGUGAUGAAGACUCUGUCAAGGUGCACAGAUCGAAACAAGACUUGGAUUUAAAAGAGGUGUAAAGCUAAAGCUGUACAUCUGCACCUGGAAGUGUGGGAACCCCCUUAUCUGAGAUGUUUUUCUACUCUGGUAGUGAAACAUUAAGAGAAGUGAGACCACCCACAGAGCUUCUCUCCCCUCCAGUGCACACACCGCACUGGGAGUCAGAAGUGAGAAGGUAGUGAGCAGCAGAGAGUAGAAAGAGGAAGCAGCAUGUAGCUCCAACCUCAGUUUUAGCACUUGUCUGUUGAAAACUAAUUAUGAGGCGCUCGAAAGAACAUUUCCAGUUUAGAUUAACUGUGAUGGGAAGAUGACGGGACGCUUUCCCAUCAUGAGGCCGAACCUCUGCUGCACCAUCCUGCAGGUGUGCCUCUGGGCAGUGCUGCUUCUCACCUUAAACGCUGACGAUGAAUGUUUCAUUGAAACUAAAGUACCCAAAGGUACUUCUUAUGAAGCUGUCGUUGGAGGAGACCUUGAGAUUGAAUGCAAAGUUGAUUUCUGUGAAGAAGCCCCACCAACAGUCGACUGGUGGAAACGUGAGCAAACCGACGUCCCUGUCAACAUCAGCGAAGGCAGUCGCAUUAAAACGCGUUGGGAAUUGAAUGGCUCUUUACACGGGAGAUCAGUUCUGAUCUUUCACGAUAUACGUCUAAAUGACUCUGGUGUGUAUCAGUAGAGUGGAGACAGUAACAGUCAUAUCAUCAACAUCUCUGUCAAUGUUGAUGAUCGACGUGGGCAUACCAAUGUUACACAGAAAAAUGAGAGUAGUUUAAAUCCUGAACCCGAGGUAAAUUUAUGGAUGUACGUGUACUGUGCUGCUGGGAUCGUGCCGUUCGUCAUCAUAGUAAUAAUCAUAUCUGUAGUUUCGAUGCGUGGGUGUAAAGGGAAAUCACAAAAAGAGAAUUCAAGAGAAAACAAGUACAUGGCAAUACCCCUCCAUCCCUGCAGCCUGCAGCCCUUGCCAAGAGGAAGCCCAUCGUUGGCGCCAUUUCGGGGAUCCUUACGGACAAAAACACCGCCCUUACAACCCAUUGAGCUUCCUUUACCAAGAGACAAUGACCCUGUUUACAGGCAGAUUCGACGGGGAAGUGAGAGACAAAGAAACACGGUUGAGGAACAGGGGAGUUCGAUUGUGUACGCUGCCCUGAACCAUCAACUUCCUGUUAGGGCUGCCAGGUCGCCGAGGCCCAUAGAGGAGCAAUCAGAGUACGCGGCUAUCCGAGUUAAAGAAUAAACUAAAAGUAUUUUCACAGAAUCCUAGUCUUCAUCUAACAUGGAUUUGUUUUGGGUAUUUGAAUGUUUUGUGAUUUUGUGACAUUUGCACAUCAAGCACUUGAAUGUACACUGUCGUAGGGUAACAUCACAUCUAAUAAUAGCUUUGUGUGAGUUUAAAAACUGUACAUGUGACUCAUUUUAUGACUAUAUGAAUGACGAUUGACCUCCUUUAAUUUCUUGUUUUACAACCUAUCUUUAGGGAUCUUGAGAAGGUAAUUAUAAUCCCAUUUUGUGCAAUCAAACGUGUAUCUAUAACUGUCUGAUUUGAAUUAAGAACAUAUGUGAUCACUGCUGACAAGCUUUCGUUUGUUCUGUAAAAUAAUGCAACACUACGGCAGUAGUAGAUUGGAGCAAGAUGAGUGUGUGUCUGUGUAUGCAUUACAUUUCCUCUGGGGUGUGUGUUGGUUAGGGGGAUAUAGGUGUUUGAAAGCAGGAAGUAAAUUAAACUUGGUUAUCUGCUGUUGCUGCUGGGAUCGUAGUUUAAAGACGUAUACAGCUGCUUUUCGAAGUGUUCGCACCAUGAGACCUCACUACUGCCUGAGCGUCCUAUUUGCAUGUUUACUAGUGGAGCAACUCCUCGCUCUGGAUGUUAAUGUAACGGAGCCUGCAAAACCGGAGAAGUACGAAUUACAGAGAACUUUUAUUAACCCCCUCCGCAUUGCUUGCGUCGUGGUUUCUGUGCUCUCAGCGCUAUGUGGUUGCUUGGCCUACAGUUGUAAGGGAGAAUCCGAGGACACACGACAGCCGAACCCUCAGAACUCCCAUGAAGCCUUGUAUGCCAUUCGCAUCUAUGAAAACGAUGAGUAGUCCCUAUGUGUGUGCAUGAAGAAACAAUCAAAUCUGGAAUCAAAUUCACUUGAAUAUUUUGUAAUCUCUAUCUGAUUCAUGCAUAAAGAUGUUUCUCCAUUUCUUUGUCAUUUGGUAAUAAUUGAUCGUGUUUUCAUGGCCUGAUAUUAAUUGUUUCUCACAUAGACAAAAUAUAAAACAUUUCAUUGUAAUGAUGUCAUCACUUUCGUAAAUAACGUAUCCACUGAAUGUUGAUGCUGCGUUUAUUUUGUAAUGGUGUAAAUCAAACUGCAAUAAAUUUACCCCAUGUCUCGA
Eleginops maclovinus (Patagonian blennie) is the source of this 2451-nucleotide messenger RNA. RefSeq lists its product as uncharacterized. Gene Ontology annotation, molecular function: signaling receptor activity. Lineage: Eukaryota; Metazoa; Chordata; Actinopteri; Perciformes; Eleginopidae. The record is from RefSeq and is a predicted model, not a curated record. Gene Ontology annotation, cellular component: plasma membrane. Gene Ontology annotation, biological process: immune response-regulating cell surface receptor signaling pathway.